Molecule: messenger RNA, 3294 nt
Organism: Nerophis lumbriciformis (worm pipefish)
Lineage: Eukaryota; Metazoa; Chordata; Actinopteri; Syngnathiformes; Syngnathidae
Gene: tppp
Product: tubulin polymerization promoting protein
Biological process (GO): microtubule polymerization; microtubule bundle formation; positive regulation of protein polymerization
Cellular component (GO): microtubule
Molecular function (GO): tubulin binding
Source: RefSeq, a predicted model, not a curated record
CUAUGAUUUUAAACUGACAACAAAGGUGGGAUUACGUCACCAGAAAAUUGUAACAUCACCUACUGAGUCUGUUCUAAGUGCUGCUUGAGCGAUUGUGUCCCUGCCAAGUGUUUGAGCCGGUGCCAAGUCUACAACUGGACGUGACGUCACGUGCAACAAAGCACAAAGAGACAGAAACACAAGUCAGCAAAUCCAAGCACUGCACAGAGGGAGCCUAAUUCUUGCACAAGCAUGGCAGACCACAAAGACGGACUAGAUGACUUUAAAGUCCAAACAGCCAAGCAUCCCCACAUCAGCACGACCCAGAUGCGGCCCCAUAACGAACACUCUAAAGACCGAGCAUCCAAAAGGCUCUCCACCGACUCUAACGGAACCAGUGAAGGAGGAGUGGGCUCGUCCACACCGGUUGAGCUGACCGCCUUGGAAGAGUCCUUUCGACGUUUCGCCAUCCACGGCGACACACGCGCUACCGGCAAGGACAUGCACGGCAAGAACUGGUCCAAGCUCUGCAAGGACUGCGGUGUGAUCGACGGCAAAAACAUCACCCUCACCGACGUAGACAUCGUCUUCUCCAAAGUAAAGAAGAAGUCCUCUCGCACCAUCAUAUAUGACGAAUUCAAGGUUGCGCUGGCAGAGCUUGCCAGGAAGAAGUACAAAGACAAGAGCGGAGAGGACGCAGAGGCCGAGGUCUUCAAGUUGAUUGAGGGGAAGGCGCCCGUGAUCGCCGGGGUCACAAGAGCGGUGGCUUCCCCGACAGUGAGCCGCCUGACGGAUACCACAAAGUUCACGGGGUCGCACAAGGAGCGUUUCGACGGCACGGGUCGCGGGAAAGGAAAAGCAGGACGGGUGGACGUAGUCGACACUUCGGGAUACGUCUCAGGAUACAAGCAUCGAGGGUCCUACGAAAAGAAGGUCACUAAACCCCCCAAUGCCAAACCCGUGUAAUAGUGUGUGGGGGGGGACAUUAGCUCUUCAGCUCGGAUCAUUUUCUAUUAAAAAGGGUACUCAAAAAGUCUAAACAAAAUAGGUCAUGUAUUUUCUCAUCCACUUAUGUUGGGUUUUUUUUUAGUUCCUCUCUUUGUGAAGUGUGAGAACUGGAAAACUGUUUACAUCUAUUUUUUUUUACAAAGUCUUCACCAGCUGGUACAUUCCUGUCUGAUGGCGAGUUACUGCCAAAAACUGAGGACAACACAAAUGAUGAUGAUGAUGAUGAUGACGAUAAUGAAGCUCUGUUAUGAUCGGGCCUUAGAAUAUUUAUUAGGCACAACCAACAAUGAAAGCCAAGGAAAACAAAAAUGGGACAAGAUUUUUAUGAUGUAACAACAUUGCACUUUUGCCCAUAUUAAGAAGAAAUUCAUUUUUAAUGAGCCUUCCAGACAAUUGGCGCCCAUUUUGGAUGAUGUAUAUUUAAUAUUCUGUCUUGUGUGUAUUAUUCCCCCAUUUGUCAACUGUGUAGUCUAUAAACUCUGCUCUUCUUUUGGUGAUAGUGCAGGAUAGCACAAAUUUCAGUACACACUUCACAUUUCAGCAACCGUGACAUUUUUGACUUUUUAAGGUACAAUACCACAGAAAGGAAACUUGGAUAUAGAGUAUUCAGUGUUAAGCUUGUAUUAUAGUAUAGAUGUAUUAUCCACUGAAAAUAAGUAUACACACAGAUAAUAUUUAUGGCAAUGUUCCCAACAGAACGUCUCUCUCAAGACCACAGUCAGAGAUGGUGGGGUAAGUCACAUAAUACUGCAUUGCGCUUUCAAAAUAAAAGCACGUGUAUUAUAGUCGUUCCUCGGUACAUCGUGCUUCAAAUAUUGCGGCUUCACCACAUUGCAGAUUUUUUAAAGCACAUUCUUUAACACAGUUGCCCUAAAUCAAGCUUUUUCAAGCACCAAAAUGGCUAAAUGAACUAAAAAUAUUAAUACUACCGUAGUAUAAGCCAAUAGACACCAAACCAAAUCAGAGUGCGCUGUUCAGUAUUGUUGCCAUUGAUUGGCUCGUAGUACUACAAACGUUUGUAUAUUAGAUUAAAAGAGUAUAACUAUGACUAAAUUGUGUUAUUUCAUUUACAGAGGGCUCUUAUAUAAUUGAAAACAUAUGUAGAAGGUACUAAAUAGUUUUUAUGCUGCAGUUACUAAAAUAUUAGAUUUAUAAUUAACGAUUCCUACUCAGUAGAAAUUAAUUUAUUGCGUGCAUGUCCGACCAUGUAACCGCGAAAAACGAAGGACAACUCUAUUGUACUGUACUGUAAUUGUAUUAAUCAUUUAUUCUGUAACAUUAUCCCUUGAAAAUAUAUAGUGAUACAAAUGUUGCUGAAAUGUGAGGGGUGUACUCACUUUUGUGACAUACUGUAUGCCUUUAGCUUCGGUAGGGAUUGCUUUAUUUCGCUUUCAGAUUUCACACAAACAGCACACUUUUAACUCAUGAAUUCAGCAGCAGGAGAAAGUUCAGUCGUGCAGAUUGUACUUUUAACAUUUAACUUAUAAAAUAUUAUUUUCCCUGUCCAGUUUAUGACAAGUAGCUGUAAUAUAUAUAUAUAUAUAUAUAUAUAUAUAUAUAUAUAUAUAUAUAUAUAUAUAUAUAUAUAUAUAUGUGGUUAGAUUGUGUAUAAUCUGAAAACUGUAGCCACUUGGUUUGAUUUCUGACACUGGCUUCAUGUUCCUUUCUGUGUUGCUGUACCUUAUGCAUGUUAUGUAUAUUAAUUACAUUUGUUUCGAGAAGCACAGAACUGAUAGUAAAGUGUGUUAUGUCAUGUUUUGAUCUACUGUGCCUGCUGUGAGGACAGACUACUGGACAGCCAUUUUAUUGCUUAGAAAUGGAAGUAAAGAUUAAAAGGUGUUAUUGCUUGUAUUCUAUAGAAUAAAUAGAAAGUCGGCUGCCAUCGAAUGCUGUUAUAUUUGUUAUCAGGAGAACCUAUAAACAUGUGGUACUGUCGGGCCGAGGCACAAAUUUAAUUGAAGAAAAGAAGGGAAUGCCGGUUUUCUCCCUAAGUACUGUCUGACGUAAAAGGGAAAAAAAUCCAAAAAGUAUACUUUUGUAAAGUAUUUUUAACAUUUGUUGUGAUACUUGCUCAGUGUUAUUUUGUCUGCUGCAGUCGCUGAAGUAAGCUCCUUGUGCUUAAUGCCAAAUACUGUGCACCUUUAAUGUGGAUUUUUUAAUUCAUAACUUUUUAAUAUGCUAUGUGUCCCUGAUGCAUGCAGUGGAUGUUUUUGUACUUGUUCUUUAGACCUCUUAAUUGUGUGUUCAUGAUUUGUCGUGCAGUGUCGAAAAUAAAACAAAAGCACAACCAAAAGAGUGAAAGUGAAA